AGAAAGAGGAGCCGGUCAAGUGUUUUCUCGGAGGAAGCACCUUUGUGUCUUAGAAAGCAGAGAGCGCGCAGCUCCUUGUAUGUCUCGGCAGCUGGGACGUUCGGACAACAAAAUGUCAGUCAAUAAUGCUUUUCAAAUGGCUAACAUUCCAUGGAGGAAUAACACUUUUACCAUGUCAAAUAAAGACCCAUCUUUCUCGGAUCAAGGGGAGACCAUUAUAGGAGUAUACCUGUUGGUGCUAGGUGGGUAUACAUUUAGAGAACUUGCUUAUGGAGUUGCUGGAAUGUAAUUUCGUUUUUAAAAUGCAGCUUUGCUUUUAUGAUGCAAAUACAUUAUUUAGUUUUGCUUUCAUGGCUAAAAAUCUGGAAAUAUGUCAUUAAUGGCUUGUUUACCACUACAUAAUUUCUCUAUUAUUUCCUAAACGUUAAGGUAAGAUGAAUGACAGUACUUAUUUACUAAUUUACAAAAUAUGUGAUUCAGAGUAGCCUACAUUAUCUUGUUCUUUUUUAACUCUACCAUGUGUUGAUAUCGCAGUAUACAACAAUUGGGUGAAGAGUUCGAUUGCACUGCAGAAUACAAAUUACCAAUGCCAGAAAGCUUUGUUAUUGCAGUUGUUAUACUACUGUCAGUGUAGUGUAUGGGCAACAGUUAGUGGAUUUGGUGCUAUAAGUAGCUCAGGACAAAUCUUCUCCAGGGAGAGAGGUGAAUCCUGCAGCCAUUAAGAUCCUGUCUAAGCCAUGGAAAUCGUCAAUCAAGAAAGGAUGGCAGUCAGCCAGACUUUCUUUAAGAGAGGGCAGAAAGACAUAUAAUUCCCUGUUAUUUGGUGCAAAUAUAUUUAAAAUGAUCCUGACUUUUGAAAUCAAUAGGGUUACUGUAAUUUUAGUUAGAGGAUAGGUAGGCUACUCAGUGCACCUACUAUUAUCUCUAAAGGAAAUUUCAUGAAGGAAGAUUUAUGCUCAUUUCAGCAUUUGAAUAUUUAGUGUUUGAAGAGAAGGUCAGUAGGUUAAAAUCACAGAUGAGGCACUUUGUCACCUCAAUGCUUCAUGCUGCUUUAUGAGCUGCAUUUUGAAUGGCUACAAUUCCAUUACUUUUCACAAAACUGAAGAGGCCUUUGCUCAUAGGUAGUGUGGGACACACUGGUAAUAGAUGGGGUGAGUUUCCCUCUAUGUAGUGCUUUUAGUGUCUGGAAAAUAGCUAUAUAAAGCCAAUCAGUUAGUAUGUCAAUGGGUUUUUUCCUCGUCAGGUUGGCUGUCGUGGUUCGGCAACAGUAUCGUGAUCUUUGUCCUGUACAAGCAGCGUGCGUCACUGCAGCCCACGGACUAUCUGACCUUUAACCUGGCCAUCUCCGACGCCAGUAUUUCCAUCUUUGGCUACUCCCGAGGGAUCCUGGAGAUCUUCAAUGUGUUCCGGGACAACGGAUACCUGGUUACCUCCAUCUGGACAUGCCAGGUAGGCAAUGAGGGGAUCUGGUUGGAGGGGGAAAAGUUGUUUUGUGAGAUGCUUCCAAUUUGUAUGCUUCAAAUUAGUAUUGUAUGUGAAUGGUACUGUGUUGCAUGUGUAGCAUGUGCCAUCCUACUGCAGGAUCCGAUACUAUACUUACUUACAGCAAUACUCACAAAACACAGACAUUACCGCUAUCCCAUCAAACAUGGCAUUAUUGGACAGGACUUUAGUAGUUCAGGUCUCCUGGAAGGUGACGUCACUGUGAGAUGCUAACUUCGCCAUCCUCUACACAAAUGUCAAACACACAACCAGGACAACUUACCUUUAUGAUUGCAGAUUUGCAAAAACAUUGCUCUAUGGCUUUGUUCCUAUUGACAGUUCUUUAUAAUUUCCAGCCAAUUGCCUAGUUAAGAAUAUCAACAGUCCACUCAGAAUGGAAGACUAAGUAAAUAUAACACAAUGGGCAAAGCAUAGAAAUGUGUUGCAACAGAUCAUUAUAUUCACUACACUACAAAGGUUCUUUGGGGGGAUGGUCCUUUCUAUUAUUAGCUUGGUGACGAAUAGAAUAUUAACAAUGGGUGCUCCGGACAGUUGAUAAUUAAUUCAAUAAAAGGUAGCGUGUUGGCAUAUUCAUCACAUUGAGUGAUGACGAUGAGUCACCUGGAAGAAGCGAGAUGGUGGUUUUACAAGGUGUCACAAAGGCAUUAUAUUGCUAACUACAGCACAGGAGAAAAGGUCUAUAGGCUUCACCUGAAGUAAUAUAAUUUUAACACUAUCUUAGGGGGGAAUAAGAAUGCUUUAGCCACAUCAACAGCCAAACAUAGAUGGAUGGUUAAGGUCUGGUACAUGCUUAUUGCAUUUGAUAAAGAGGAAGCGUGAUUUGCACAAGGGUCAAUAUCAAUAAGGUGUCCUGUAAUGUCUGUUUCCUUGUGUACGCGUGAUUAACGGGCAAUAUCCAUUACCUUGUUUUAUUGGGGUCUCUUCUUGAAAAUAUACAUUUUAGUUCAAGCCUAUCAAUCAAUUUACCAGAUGGGUUUUUGUUUUGGUGCACAGUGUGAGAAAAUGGCACCUAAAAAAAAAAACCGGAAUGCAAUGUCUGUGAAAUUACAAUGUAAUCCCUGUUUUAUUUGUAUCAAACUUGUUAACACAACAACAGUAUGUGUGUUUUAAUGUUAAUUACAGUUAUUUCCCCAAGCAGGUGUUGCUGCUUGUUUGGUACAAAUCGUAGUUGAAUAAUGUCCAACUAACACUGAACAAAAAUAUUUUCAUUAACUAUUGGCCAAUGCUAAAAACAACAGGAAAACAACUAAAUGAAAACUACUGUAUGAAAACAAACAAAGGAGAGAGUAACAGGGCAGAGAGAGAGAGAUGAGGAAAACAUAAAUAUGAGGAAGAGAGAAAGGAGAGUUUCUUCUGAGAAAGAAAAGUGGUGAAAGAAAAGUGGUUCACAGGUCAACAUUAUCCCUGAGGUCAGCAGACAUUGAAAGCUGGAUUAUAGAAUGUCUGGGUCAGAGUGAGGUCAGAGAGUAGUCAUUUACAUUUACAUCAUUUAGCAGACGCUCUUAUCCAGAGCGACUUACAAAUUGGUACAUUCAACUUAUGAUAGCCAGUGGGACAACCACUUUUUAUUUUAUUUUAUUUUUAUGGGGGGUGGGGGAGGGGAUGGUCAAAGAUGAGAUUGCGGACCAUAGGAUAAAAUCUAAGUUUAGACAUUUCUAACAUAUACUGUCCUAAUUUUUGUAAGAAAAGUGAAGAUAAUAUGAAAGAUUAAUCUCUCGUGAAAUUGUAUGACUUGACUUAAACCAUAUUUUUUUUAUAGACAAAAAUAUUUGAUAAAAUAUGUGAAAAGUCCGGACUGGGUUUAAUGGGUACUGAAUGUACCCUUUAAGCCCAUGGGUAUUCCAAAUAAGCCCACCUCUUAAAUAAUCCAUUUGAAUUAUUUCCUAAUGCUGAAAACGUACAAACUGACAUAUCUUAUGUUAACUUAAAUUAUAAUAAUCUCCCCCAACGUUAUUAAAAUCAACUGAUCAUUACUAUUCAUCAUGGAAGUAUCACUCAUAAAAGGGGGUGUCCAAUCAUAUCCGCAGAGAACAAUGUGGGCCCAGGCUUUUGUUCAUGCCAACCAGUACACACCUGAUUCGACUAAUCAACUAAUCAUAGACUUCAACCAAGACUUGAUAAAUUGAAUCAGUGUUACUGCUUGGUUAGGACAAAAACAUGCACCCUCACCGGCCUUCUGUGGAUAAGACGCCAUGCACAAAGACCAUAACACAAACAACUUUUAAAGAAUUAUCUAAAAGCUGGUUCACAUUUGCUGUACUCUUAUUCUUGUUCAUUAGUUCAACUUGUCUUCCUAAAGCCUGUCUGAAGACAGUUUAACAUCUCCCUCUCUACUGUUGUAUUACAAAGGUACACGUGCUGAACGAAACAACAGAAACACCUGGAUGAACGAGGGACAACCAUAUGACAAUGCCCCUGGCUCUAACUGCAUAAGUAGUCAUCCAAUAAUCAUCGUCUCGUCCCUCAUUUGUUUCCAUUUUUGUCCACUACUUUUAGGUCUUCCAUCCCUGAUUUCCUUCAACCCUGAUCUUAUUCUACUCUCUCUGCAUCAAUGACUACCUGUCCACUCCAAACGUCUUGCAGAGAGAGUACAGAGGCUUUUAAUUGUUCUUAAUUGUUUUUAAUCUUGUUAAACGCACCAUUGAUAGAUGCAUAAUAUGCAUAAAUGUAGUUUGAGCAUUUUAAUGAAAAUAAAUCUGAAGAAAAAUCAUUUAUGCUCAGGUUCAUUGAAUAUUAGGGAUAUCAACACACAAUCUCCAUGUGUUUCAAUGCAAACCGGGCUACUGGGCUUAAUUGGAACAACAGUGAUUUAUGGUAAAAAAAGACAGAAUAGCAAAGUUCAGUCAAACUAUUUGGAAACCAAUGGUUUUCGGGUAUAAAUAUACACUAUAGACUACAAUAUAAUGUGAUGUUAGUUUUGUUCAUAUUGAACAAUAUUAUUUAAUUUUCAUUUACAUUCUGUAUAGAGUGAGUGCUUUUUGUGCUACUGUACCCUUUAAACCCACCUGAGAUAAAUGUCAAAUUUACAAAAAAGGCAUCCAUGUAUAAAAAUGCAAGGUUCAUUUAACAGUAAAAUAAGACAAAAUGAAUUUAAAAAAUGUGAGCUGUGAGUGCUUAAGAUCUGUUAUAUUGUUGUGGUUCACCAAGUUAUGUUGCUACUGUAUUGACUGACAUUUGGUACGACUGCUAGCAUGAAAAACCCAUCUUUUCAAUUGGCAAGAAAUAGUAAUUAAUACCUACAGUGAGGGAAAAAAGUAUUUGAUCCCCUGCUGAUUUUGUACGUUUGCCCACUGACAAAGAAAUGAUCAGUCUAUAAUUUUAAUGGUAGGUUUAUUUGAACAGUGGGAGACAGAAUAACAACAAAAAAAUCCAGAAAAACGCAUGUCAAAAAUGUUAUAAAUUGAUUUGCAUUUUAAUGAGGGAAAUAAGUAUUUGACCCCCUCUCAAUCAGAAAGAUUUCUGGCUCCCAGGUGUCUUUUAUACAGGUAACGAGCUGAGAUUAGGAGCACACUCUUAAAGGGAGUGCUCCUAAUCUCAGUUUGUUACCUGUAUAAAAGACACCUGUCCACAGAAGUGAUCAAUCAAUCAGAUUCCAAACUCUCCACCAUGGCCAAGACCAAAGAGCUCUCCAAGGAUGUCAGGGAAAGAUUGUAGACCUACACAAGGCUGGAAUGGGCUAGGUCCAUCGCCAAACAGCUUGGUGAGAAGGUGACAACAGUUGGUGCGAUUAUUCGCAAAUGGAAGAAACACAAAAGAACUGUCAUUCUCCCUCGGCCUGGGGCUCUAUGCAAGAUCUCACCUCAUGGAGUUGCAAUGAUUAUGAGAACAGUGAGGAAUUAGCCCAGAACUACACAGGAGGAUCUUGUCAAUGAUCUCAAGGCAGCUGGGACCAUAGUCACCAAGAAAACAAUUGGUAACACACUACGCCGUGAAGGACUGAAUUCCUGCAGCGCCCGCAACGUCCCCCUGCUCAAGAAAGCAUAUAUACAGGGCCGUCUGAAGUUUGCCAAUGAACAUCUGAAUGAUUCAGAGGAGAACUGGGUGAAAGUGUUGUGGUCAGAUGAGACCAAAAUGGAGGUCUUUGGCAUCAACUCAACACGCCGUGUUUGGAGGAGGAGGAAUGCUGCCUAUGACCCCAAGAACACCAUCCCCACCGUCAAACAUGGAGGUGGAAACAUUAUGCUUUGGGGGUGUUUUUCUGCUAAGGGGAGAGGACAACUUCACCGCAUCAAAGGGACGAUGGACAGGGCCAUGUACCGUCAAAUCUUGGGUGAGAACCUCCUUCCCUCAGCCAGGACAUUGAAAAUGGGUCGUGGAUGGGUAUUCCAGCAUGACAAUGACCCAAAACACACGGCCAAGGCAACAAAGGAGUGGCUCAAGAGGAAGCACAUUAAGGUCCUGGAGUGGCCUAGCCAGUCUCCAGACCUUAAUCCCAUAGACAAUCUGUGGAGGGAGCUGAAGGUUCGAGUUGCCAAACGUCAGCCUUGAAACCUUAAUGACUUGGAGAAGAUCUGCAAAGAGGAGUGGGACAAAAUCCCUCCUGAGAUGUGUGCAAACCUGGUGGCCAACUACAAGAAAGGUCUGACCUCUGUGAUUGCCAACGAAAGUUUUGCCACCAAGUACUAAGUCAUGUUUUGCAGAGGGGUCAAAUACUUAUUUCCCUCAUUAAAAUGCAAAUCAAUUUAUAACAUUUUUGACAUGCAUUUUUCUGGAUUUUUUUGUUUUUAUUCUGUCUCUCACUGUUCAAAUAAACCUACCAUUAAAAUUAUAGACUGAUCAUGUCUUUGUCAGUGGGCAAACGUACAAAAUCAGCAGGGGAUCAAAUACUUUUUUCCCUCACUGUAUGUAGUAUGCUAUCAUGUGCAUAUAUCAACACAUGAAUCUCUUAAUUUUACAUUAAGUGUGAUCGCUUAUCUGAGAAGGUACAAAAAAUAUCUAAAAAAUGUGUUUAUCUGAGAGUCACCUCCACACCAAAGUUUUUUUGCAGCUUUGAAAUGGACCGCUAGUAGGAACUUACACAUAACUGUCAAUAACUUAAUAAUACAACAUCUGAUUGUUAUUUCCAAAACAGUUUUUAUUCUAAGACAAUCAGAUGAAUUGGUUGAAACAUUAAACAGCAGGAAAUGUUUUUUUAUAUUUUUUUAUCCAAAGAUGGAAGUGGGCUUCAUGGGAACGUGGGCUUAAUAGGUACGCUUACCCUAACAAGCAGCAAGUAAAAUGCAUGAUGGGACAUGAACUCUGACAUAUAACUACUUUCCAACCAGACCUGGGUUCAAAUACAUGUGUAUUUGAGUAUCUGGUAUUUAAAAUACUUUUUUUCUGUGUACUUGAGCUUAAAAAAAAUACACAGCCCAAAACAAGUACUUUUAUUGAAAUAUUUGAAUGGUUAUUCGUAAAAACCAAAUCUACCAAAUUGUAUUUGAGAGUAUUUUCAAAUACUUUCCAAGUGUAUUUCCAAAUACAUUAAAAUAUUAAACUACUUAAACUACUUUUCAAAUAAAAUAUAUCUGUAUACUUACUUUGAAUGUAUGUAAAAGGAAUUGAGAUAUUUGAAAAAGCAUUUGAACCCAGCAGGUCUGUUUCCGAUUACAGAGAAACCCCAUUUGCAGAAAAUGCUAUGUUGCUCGAAGCAUCCCACCAGGUGUUUUUCAAAUUAUGGUCCAAGGUUUUUCCUCCAAUAGACAUUUGAAUUGUCCUCCAAAGUGCAGUGGUGGAAAAAGUACUGAAUUGUCAUAGUUGAGUAAAAGUAAAGAUACCUUAACAGAAAAUGACUCAAGUAAAAGUGAAAGUUACCCAGUAAAAUACUACUUGAGUAAAAGUCUAAAAGUAUCUUGUUUUACAUGUACUUAAGUACAGUGGUAGAAAAAGUACUCAAUUGUCAUACUUGAGUAAAAGUACAAAGUAAAAGUAAAUGCUAUACAUCAAAUUCCUUAUAUUAAGCAAACCAGACGGCACAAAUGUUGUAUUAUUUUUAAUUACGGACAGACAGGGGCACACUCCAACACUCAGACAUAAUUUACAAACACAGUAUUUGUGUUUCGUGAGUCCACCAGAUCAAAGGCAGUAGGGAUGACAAAGCGUUAUAUUGAUAGGUGCCAUAAUUCUGUUGUGCUUGAGCAUUCUAAAUGUAACAAGUACUUUUAGGUGUCAGGGAAAAUGUAUGGAGUAAAAAGUACAUUAUUUUCUUUAGGAAUGUAGUGGAGUAAAAGUAAAAGUUGUCAAAAAUAUAAAUAGUAAAGUAAAGUACAGAUACCCCAAAAAACGACCUAAGUAGUUACUUAAAAGUAUUUUUACUUACGUACUUUACACCACUGCCAAAGUGUAUCUGACCGUGAGGCAAAAGUGAAUGGGGCUUGGAUGUAAAUAUAUUAGAUUAGAUUAAGUAAUCCGAUCAGUCAAAGUACAUUGGGUCCUGUCUCCACUAGGAAGACAAGUUAAUUCGGUAGAAGCUGUCAAUCUUGAUCAGACAUACUCACCACUGCUGACCAUAGCUGUAAUGGACUGAUCUUUAACUCCAUUCAAUAUACAGUUGAAGUCGGAAGUUUACAUACACCUUAGCCAAAUACAUUUAAACUCAGUUUUUCACAAUUCCUGACAUUUAAUCCUAGUAAAAGUUCCCUGUCUUAGGUCAGUUAGGAUCACCACUUUAAUUUAAGAAUGUGAAAUGUCAGAAUAAUAGUAGAGAGCUUUUAUUUCUUUCAUCACAUUCCCAGUGGGUCAGAAGUUUACAUGCAGUGGGGAAAAAAAGUAUUUAGUCAGCCACCAAUUGUGCAAGUUCUCCCACUUAAAAAGAUGAGAGAGGCCUGUAAUUUUCAUCAUAGGUACACGUCAACUAUGACAGACAAAUUGAGAAAAGAAAAUCCAGAAAAUCACAUUGUAGGAUUUUUAAUGAAUUUAUUUGCAAAUUAUGGUGGAAAAUAAGUAUUUGGUCAAUAAGAAACUUAACAAAAGUUUCUCAAUACUUUGUUAUAUACCCUUUGUUGGCAAUGACACAGGUCAAACGUUUUCUGUAAGUCUUCACAAGGUUUUCACACACUGUUGCUGGUAUUUUGGCCCAUUCCUCCAUGCAGAUCUCCUCUAGAGCAGUGAUGUUUUGGGGCUGUCGCUGGGCAACACGGACAUUCAACUCCCUCCAAAGAUUUUCUAUGCGGUUGAGAUCUGGAGACUGGCUAGGCCACUCCAGUAUUCAACAGCAGGAUACUUGUUUUCAACUUGAUCUUCUGAGUGAUUGCGGUCCUUCAACUUCUGCAAGAACAGUGGAUGUCUGUUUUUUCUACUGUUUUGUAUUUGUUUUGAGAUUCUCUUCCCUGCACCUUCCCCCUCUAAGCAUCACUAACGGUAUUGUUGGUCUUUCCCAGGUGGACGGCUUCUUCACCUUGGUCUUUGGCCUCAGCAGCAUCAAUACUUUGACUGUCAUCAGUGUCACAAGAUACAUCAAGGGAUGCCAUCCGAGUAAAGGUAAGGCACUGUGACACGACCUUUAACCUUUAAUCUUCUAUCUUCAUCUCAAUGAUUCCAAUAAAGUUGGAAGAAAAAUGCCCCUGUAGGCUAGAUGUUCUAGUCAGAGACACAAUGAUCUUGUGGGAGCCUUUCUUUUAACUUUCAACUCUUUUCCUUUACCUAGCUCACUGCAUAACCAACACAACCGUAGGAAUGUGCCUAAUAUUCAUCUGGUUGGGGGCUGUGUUCUGGUCGGGUGCGCCCCUUCUGGGCUGGGGGAGUUACACAGGUGAGAUAAACAUGGCUAGUAAUCAUGUGACAUACUAUUUUAUACAGGGGCACUUACUUCUGUUAGGAUCUUGUAAAAUUCUGGUUGGGCAACAUUUUCAAGAUUUGUAUGUGCACAAUGACGACAAAAAAAUAAUAGCACUAAAGCAAGUUGUUAUCUAAAACAUUUGCAGAAGACAAUCUUUAAACGAGAACUGACCAUAUUUUGACAUAUGUGGACCUUUUUUCACCCUGACUUUUUUAAGGGCCAUAAUAGAGGAAAUUCUUCUUAAAUUUUAAACAAUCUUCACCUGAACAAAUACAAAAAAAAUUCUAACAUACGCAAAAACGUUUUUACCUUCAUGUGUUUGUAUCUCAAUCUCCUCCUCCUUUUAGAUCGUGGAUACGGAACAUGUGAAAUCGACUGGGCCAAAGCCAACUACUCCACCGUCUACAAGUCCUACAUCAUCUCCAUCCUCAUCUUCUGCUUCUUCGUCCCCGUGCUGGUCAUGCUCUUCACCUACGUGUCCAUCAUCAACACAGUGAAGCGAGGCAACGCCAUGGCCGCUGAGGGAGACCUGACCGACAGGCAGAGGAAGACUGAAAGGGACGUCACCAUUGUGAGUAGGAUUCAAAUCAAAUCAACGUUUAUUGGUCACGUACACAUAUUUGCAGGGGUUACUAGCUCCAAGAGUGCAGUAAGAAUGUCUCGCAAAUACACUACAAAAAUCUAAACAAGAAAUCAAGACAUGACAGAGUGAGUCCAAUAAACAAUUCAGAGUAGAUAUAUUAGAGUGAGCAUGUGUCAGAAUCCAGAAAAUAAGAGAUGUACAAACAAUACUACAUAUAGACCAAGCGUUAAACGAUGGGUUAUGAUUUAACGGUCAUCCUAACUUUCGUUUUCUCCCAGAUAUCCAUUGUCAUCUGCACAGCCUUCAUCCUGGCGUGGUCGCCGUAUGCCGUGGUCUCCAUGUGGUCGGCCUGUGGCUUCCACGUACCCAGCCUCACCAGCAUCUUCACCCGCCUCUUUGCCAAGUCGGCCAGCUUCUACAACCCACUCAUCUACUUCGGACUCAGCUCCAAGUUCCGCAAGGACGUCGCCAUCUUGCUGCCCUGCACCGGCGAUGGCAAGGACACGGUCAAGCUCAAGCGUUUUAAGCCGAAAGGUGAGGGUCACCAGGGCUCCGGAAGAGGCAAUGGACUCAAAGCACCUCCUCAUCACCAGAAGAUGAAGGAGAUGAAGUAUGCCCCUGGAAAUCCGUAUCCGCUCACGGCGCUUAAGGCGGCCCCAAGCCCAGAUUCGGGAGUGGGGAGCCCCCCCUGUACUCCUCCUCCUCCCGCCAACAACGAGGUGUUCUUUAUCAACGUGCCCCAUCUGUCUGAUGGGCCA
Coregonus sp. 'balchen' is the source of this 10600-nucleotide messenger RNA. Lineage: Eukaryota; Metazoa; Chordata; Actinopteri; Salmoniformes; Salmonidae. The record is from the annotation of a GenBank genome assembly.